AUGGCACAACUCAACUCCACCAAUAUUAUCUAUAACAUCUCCUCCUGUCCUGGAUAUUCACCUAAUUUCUUCUUGGAACCCAGGAAUCUACUUCCUGUGGUGGUGCUGUCCACCUGCUUUCUGCUGGGAUUCCCUGGAAACAUUGCUGUCAUCAUUCUCAAGCCAAACUGGGAGAACAUGUCCAAUCUGACCCAGAGUUUGAUGCUGAACCUGGCUGUGUCAGACCUGCUCUGCUUGGCUACCCUCCCAAUAUGGAUUUACUACUUUGUCUGUAGCUGGACCUUAAGCCUGGCGGGCUGCAAGCUCAUAACAUACCUCAUGUACUGCAGCGUUUAUGGCAGCCUGCUGACUGUGACUGUGAUGAGUAUCCAGCGUUACCUUCAGGUCGUUCACCUGCAGAGGAGUUUUCCUCAGGUAGGAGCAAGCUUGCUGCUGGUUCCGCUCUGGCUGUCUGCAAUGAUCCUGUCCAUUCCUGCUUUAGUGGUUCGACAGCUGGUAGAACAACCACAUUGGUUUUAUUGCAAACAUCAAUACUUCUCAGAGGGCCAGUCAAUAGCUGUGUUGUUGACAGAGAUACUGGUUGGUUUUGUUUUAUUUUCUAUCAUUGUUUUUUCAUACACCAGUAUCUACAGAAAGGUGAAUCGGGCAGCUUUCUUCAACAAUCAACAGACCACGAGAGUGAUUACCAGCAUCAUUGUGACCUUUUUUGGCCUAUGGAUGCCAUAUUUAGCCAUAAAUGUGAUAGCAGUGGCAGCUAUUUCCCUAAAAAAUAAGAGCCUGCUGAAGUUUUGUGAAGACACCUGGAACGCUGUUGGAACACUAACAUUUCUAAGUAGUACCAUGAAUCCACUCCUGUACACAUUUACUUCUAUUCAUUUGUCCACUCUGGGCCAAAGAAUUGGUAACCAGUUAAGAAGGACGUUCAGAAAUCGGUCUCAGUCAAGAACUGUCACUGCAGGAGCAGCACCUCAUUGA
Neolamprologus brichardi is the source of this 975-nucleotide messenger RNA. RefSeq names its product leukotriene B4 receptor 1-like. Gene Ontology annotation, molecular function: C-C chemokine binding; C-C chemokine receptor activity. Gene Ontology annotation, cellular component: external side of plasma membrane; membrane. Gene Ontology annotation, biological process: immune response; G protein-coupled receptor signaling pathway; calcium-mediated signaling. NCBI's taxonomy places the organism in Eukaryota, Metazoa, Chordata, Actinopteri, Cichliformes, Cichlidae. The record is from RefSeq and is a predicted model, not a curated record.